Messenger RNA from Oryza sativa Japonica Group (Japanese rice), 1335 nucleotides. RefSeq names its product thiohydroximate-O-sulfate sulfur/sulfate-lyase (nitrile-forming) NSP5. The record is from RefSeq and is a predicted model, not a curated record. Lineage: Eukaryota; Viridiplantae; Streptophyta; Magnoliopsida; Poales; Poaceae. Gene Ontology annotation, molecular function: enzyme regulator activity; protein binding. Gene Ontology annotation, cellular component: cytosol; nucleus. Gene Ontology annotation, biological process: nitrile biosynthetic process.
CCAGCUACAAUUGUAUAUCACUUGGCCUCUGGCCAGAUUGGUGGAGAAAGGCAAGUUCUCAGGCUGCAGAGGAAGCAGAGCUCCAAUCUGUUCAUGCCAAUGGCUGCUGGCACCUGGGUGAAGCUAGAGCAGAAGGGAGAUGGGCCGGGAGCAAGAAGCUCCCACGCCAUCACCCUCGUCGGCGGCACGGCGUACGCGUUCGGCGGCGAGUUCACGCCGCGCGUGCCGGUGGACAACGCCAUGUACGCCUUCGACCUCAAGUCGCAGUGCUGGUCGGCGCUGGACGCCUCCGGCGACGUGCCGCCGCCGCGCGUCGGCGUCACCAUGGCGUCCGUCGGCGCCACCGUCUACAUGUUCGGCGGUCGCGACCAGGAGCACAAGGAGCUGAACGAGCUCUACUCGUUUGACACGGCGACCAACAGAUGGACGCUGCUGUCCUCCGGCGCCGGCGACGGCCCGCCGCACCGGAGCUACCACUCCAUGGUGGCCGACGCCGCGGGGGGCGGGAAGGUGUACGUGUUCGGCGGGUGCGGCGACGCCGGCCGCCUCAACGACCUGUGGGCCUACGACGUCGCCGCCGGGCGGUGGGAGGCGCUGCCGUCGCCGGGCGAGGCGUGCAAGCCGCGGGGAGGCCCCGGGCUGGCCGUCGCCGGCGGGAAGGUGUGGGUGGUGUACGGCUUCUCCGGCGAGGAGCUGGACGACGUGCACUGCUACGACCCGGGCACGGGCGCGUGGUCCACGGUCGAGACCACCGGCGGCGGCGGCGGCGGCGACAAGCCGUCCCCGCGCAGCGUGUUCUGUGCCGCGGGGAUCGGGAAGCACGUGGUGGUGUUCGGCGGCGAGGUGGACCCGAGCGACCUGGGGCACCUCGGCGCCGGCAAAUUCUCCGCCGAGGCGUUCGCGCUGGACACGGAGACGGGCGCGUGGGCGAGGCUGGACGACGCGGGCGAGCACCACCCGGGGCCGAGGGGAUGGUGCGCGUUCUCGGCGGGGGAGGUGGACGGCCGGCGAGGGCUGCUGGUGUACGGCGGCAACUCGCCGACGAACGAUCGCCUCGGCGACAUCUACUUCUUCACUCCGCCGCUGGCUUAAUAAUUCCUGAACCGGCGAGCGACCUUGUCGACCUCCGUCAUGCAGGUGUCCGCGUGCUUCCCUUCUGAGCGUUGGGUAGUUGUGUGGUUUGUCACUGUGUUUGAUGUUGGUGUUGGUAUCAUGUUAUCCUGUGUUGUGUAGCUGAUGAAAUAAAUGUGAUGCAUUGGUCAUUGGUGCUGCAAGAGGCUUCAAAUGCCUGUUUUCCAAACAAAAUGUCGCCUAAGUAACUAAGUUCAUAGGGUA